Molecule: messenger RNA, 6085 nt
Organism: Rhincodon typus (whale shark)
Lineage: Eukaryota; Metazoa; Chordata; Chondrichthyes; Orectolobiformes; Rhincodontidae
Product: transmembrane protein 201-like
Exons: 5
Coding region: 73-729 (218 amino acids)
Biological process (GO): nuclear migration along microtubule
Cellular component (GO): nuclear membrane
Molecular function (GO): lamin binding; actin filament binding
Source: RefSeq, a predicted model, not a curated record
ACGUGGUGAGGAAAGAAAACUUCCUUUUAUCACCUCAUUCUGUCUAUAUGCCUCUUUGAAGUGAGCUACGAGAUGCCAGGAAGAUCAAAGGCCUUUGGAAUAGACAGCACAGUAGAUUCAGGCUAUUUGUUCAGUGGGAGUCGGCCACCAUCCCAAACAGCUAUCUCCAAGGAUUCACCUCCUUCUGAUUAUUUCUCCUUGAAGUCUGGAAGCCGACCAUCUUCCCCCUCAAUAUCGCCAACUCCGUCAGUGGCGGGAUCGGUGACGUCCAGUUCUGGCUCCUUGCACCACCGGCGGCCACUCAUCAGCCCAGCACGUCUCAACCUCACGGGACAAAGACUCCGAUUGUUCACAGAGCAUGUUGCCAUAAAGCAGAGGCCGGGAAAGUUGAUCCGUAAAGCCUGGCCAUCUCCAAACAUGUUGGACACCAACGUUUCCAGUAACGUCCUGGCACAGGAUGUGACCCAUGUCUCUUCUCAUAGUCACAAUGCCAAGUCUGCUGAAGGAGGGAGUGUAUACAGUGAGACAACUGGCCAGAGGAAAGAUAGCUCUUCCAGAUCCUCAGCUUGUGUGGUUGAUACCACCACCAACGUUGGGCAGCAGGUGGCUGACAGUGCCCGAGGAUGGAAAGGACUUUGUGGAAACAUCCUGUGGACAAGUCUUCUGGGAUUAAGUCUGACUGCAAAUGUGAUCUUUGCCUCAGUCUACCUCUACCAGGGUCUGCACUGAUCAGAAAACACUAAUUCAGGAAACGUUCUGAAGAAGCUGUCAAAGAUUUACGGUCCAGUCAACUGCUCCUUGUCUCACAGCCUCGCGCUACAGAUGAACACUGCCUUUGCAUUGUCAGUAAAUCAUCUCUCUGCUUUCAUUGACAACUUCCAGGGUGCAGGCAAGUUAGAGGAGUAUAAUGGGAAGGAUGCAGCCUGUCUGUUCCUCCCAACAGGAAUGGUGAUUGGAAUCUGUCCCAUCACCUAUCCUGCAAAUUUGUAUUUGCAUUUAGAAUGAGUUUGAUCUGGGCUCCAUUGCAUUGUAUUUAUUUCUGUAAAACAUGUCAACUGGUGCUUAUAUGCACAAGAAACAAAAGCACAUUCAUGUGGCUUACUACUGCAUUGAGUGAAGGCCAAGAGAAUGCAAUUUAACUGGCUAUUGAUGACCCAUUGUUAAAGUUCUUUCUAUUCUUGUGUGUAUAUAUAUAUUUUUUAAAGGUGUUUAGGCCUCGUUUCGUUUAUAUGACUUUUUCCAACCAAUGUAGUUUUCUUUUUGCUGCUUUAUUCUCAAACUCUGCAAAGCGAGGUAAAUAUAGCAUUGAAACAAUGUUCCAUGUUCACUGGUCGGGUGAAGAAAUGAUGUACAAUGGCAAUGUACAGCACUCAGUAACGUAUGUUCAUCUCUGCACUGCCUCCGUGAUUCAGUUCUCCCAGCUACUUGAUGAUUUGUAUGUCUGUGAUCAGCGUAACAUCCCAUUGGCUGCUGGGUAACAAUCCACAAUUGGAAAACAUGUUUUGUAAAAAUGUUGACGCCACUCCGGAGGAAUAAAACAGAUUGAGCCUAGCGUGUCACUGAAGUUUACCCACAAUUGUUUAAAUUAUGCUGGAGUGACAUCAGCUAAAGAAACUGGGAACAUUUUGUGCAUCCUGUCUUUCUAAAAAUGAGAAACCUUUAGUAAUAAGAUACAGAUGUGGUGAAAGUAACUUAAAUUUGACUUCUCUGAGUGUGUUGGGUUUUUUUUCCUCUUCACUUUAAAGUUGGACAUGAUUCGUUGAACCAUCUUUUCUUGUUUAUUACCUCAUGCACAAACGUAAAAGUCACAUUUUUUAGACUAGUUUUAAGGUUAAACAUCAUGGGUAUUACAUAGAUAAUAUUUUUCAAAGAGUUAAUAUGCUGAAUUUGGACUUGAACAAAAUCCAAAGUUAACCAGCACAAAGGAGUAAAGUAAAAGCCAACACACUAAAGAAUUCAUAUUAAUUUCUAAUGUUUACUUAUUUUCUAACUUUCGGAAGCUAAUCAAUUUCAACUCUAUGAUUAUUCUGUGGUUUCAAAAUUCAUGGGCUUUGAUCACUUAAAAAAAAACACUAGGGAAAUCGUUUACAUGAGAUGAUCUGAAAAAAAUCCACUUUAAGCCAAAAAUCAUGGGGUCAACUUUUACAUGAAAUCUACUUUUACAUGUGUAUAAGGUAACUCUUAUCAAAGUGGAUUAUUCUAAGAUACAAGUGCAGUAGCCUACAGGAACUAUUUGGAUAGAAAAGAAAGUCUUGCACUGCAAAGGGUUAACGCUACAUUGUAUGUUUCCAGUCCACACAUUCUUACACGGUUCAGACUGACCUGCUACAGCUCAACUUACUGCCAAGUGAUACUGACCAGGGCGAAUGGACAUUUGCAGCUGAACAAAUGGGUAGAAUCAAUUCUCUGAGGGAUCCCUUUUUCCUUCUUCCUUUCAACCAGUUGGCUCAGCAAAGUGGAACCUUUGAAAUGAAGGCAAAUAUAAAACUAUUUUUGAAGGGGGGUGUGCAGAGUGGGGGUGGGGAGUAGCUAUCAUCAAAAACACUGUUCUUGGCUUCCAGAUCACAGACGAUGCCUUUGUUGUCUGCUGUAGGUAAGGAUAGUGCCUCAGGGAAGGUAUACCUAAAUGUAGGCUGGUUAGCUGUGGUAGAGCUGUGUUAAAUAACAGCAUACAGACCCUCGAGUUAAAUUCACAGUUGAUACCAAUGAACGUGGCUCUAUUUUAAAGAAGACAUAAAGAAUCAAGAUACGAUAACUCUACUGGGUGGGAUCCAUUAGGUCUUCUGAGGAUGCCACUAAACUCCAGUCUAAAAGGCCACCUUUCAAUGCUCAUGCAUGCCCCUAGGGAUAGGAGAUAACACUCCGUCCUUUAGAUGAGAAAACAUGAACACUUCCAAUAUGUAGAAGAUAAAUAGUUGGCCAAAUUAAUAACUCCCAAUUCUACUCUGAAUUGAACAUGGUCUGACUGCCACGUAGAAAUGGUAGACUGUAUGGAGUUGUGUGUUUCUGGAUUUAGGAGUUUAGCUUUAAUCACAAACAAACACUCGGAAGGGGAUUGCAAACUUCAAAAUAAGGAGAAUUAAGAAUAGUAGCACUUACUUGGCAAUGGUGGCAAGUUACCAGUGGCAUGAGCAUGGCUCCCUUUAUACUGUUUACCAACAAAACACCAUUCAUUCACUAUUCAAGAGCUCAAGUCUUGAUUUCUUAUUUUCCGGCUACUGAGUACAUUUUUUUUAAUUUACUCAUGGGAUAUGGGCAUCAUGGGUUGGGCCAAAAUUUAUUGCGCAUCUCAAAUUGCCCAGAAGUUGUUCAGAUUCAGACCAGGUAAGGACAGCAGUUUCCUUUCCUAAAGGACAUUAGUGAGCCAAUUGGGUUUUUAUGAGAAUUGACAAUUAGAUAAACAAUUAAUUCCACAUUUUUUAAAACUGACUUCAAAUUCCACCAUCUGCCAUGAUGGGAUUGUGAACCUGGGUCCCCAGAACAUUACCUGCAUCUCUGAAAAUAGCAUUAGGACAUUGCCUUCCCUUAAGUUGCAUUCAGUUUCCCAAUCCCAGAAGCAUCAAAGUCUGCUGAUUAAAAAAAUCAAGUUUAUCCUUCAGAAUAACCAACAUGAGAAAAACACCUGUUGACCAACAAUUCUGGUUACAAUUUACACUGCAGACUCCUCUACAUUGUUAGCAUUGUAUAAGUGGGUUAGUGCAUUGUUAGUAUGUUUUAAUGAGUGUUAUUUUGAGGAAGUGAUGGAAAAUAUUCCUCAAAAACAUUUAACUUUUAUUGACAAAUGAAACACAGUCAAGGAUUUGGCUGAGUCAACACUGAAACUCAACUGUGUUCCCAUAAUUCAAAAACUUGCGUUCAUACUUUAUACUUUCACAAACGGACCAAAGUCAUGUGCAGAUUAUAUUUGUGCUUUAGUUAGUAUAGAAAAGCUUAAAUUUGGGACUGAAAAGAAGCAGAAUCUAUUUAUGAACUUACAAAUGCAUUAAGAAAAAUCUACUGCUGUGUUCCGGACACUAAAAGUGAACCAAGGAACAGAACUGUCUGUCCUGCUCCAGUAUGUGUCUCCUGGGUUUUUACCAAUGUACAGAACUCAGAUUAUUUCAAGCUAUUUGCCCACAGUAACUUCUUUGGUGUUUGCCACACUCAGCUAUUCUGGCGGGCUUUUGCUUAGCUUGUGCCAUCCUUUGAGCUUUGUGCUGCCAGUCUUGGAUUGUUUGUUGUUUGUGCAUGGUUUCUUGCAUGUGCCACUCAGAAAUGUGAACUUCCUCCUUUUAUUCUCUGGUUUCCUGGCAGCAUCCCACUCUAGCUGCAUGUAUCCUGUUGUUACUUUAUUGCUGCGAGCCUUUUCUUGCAGCCUACUGUUUCCUAUCAUUCCUCCAACAGUGUGAAUUGUGCCCUAAGAUUGCUUCCUUCAAGGAAUGCUGUCCCGCUUCUCCCAACUCAACCCAAAUGCCAAGAUAUUUGGCAAAAUUUGAGUUGAUGAGGUGCCAGUCCAGUGUGAUGCUUUCGUAAUGUGAGCAAACGGGUUCUUCAUCAACCUGGAAAUCCUUCUGAUGUGCCUGUGUCAAGCAGUAAGAGGUGGAGGGGUGGUGGGUCUCUGCAUCAGCCUUGCUCAAUGUGCAGAUGUGUCCCUCAAGCUACAGGCUCUGGUGACAGCUUAGUGACCUGUUUCAGGUAAAAUCUAGAUGUAUAUAUGGGCUUUCUCUGCCUGGUGCACCACUAGGCGAGAGAACAGAAGAGUUGAUGCAAAGCAGACACUGAUAGUGACCAUAGUCGAGUGCUGCUGUCUCAUUGGAGAGAGGGAGGGAGGGAUGACAGGUGGUGAGAUAAACCUGAAGGUCACAACACCUGAGGUGAGGUUAGAGAAGUAAGACUUUCAUGGUAACCACAACUGGUGCAGGAAUUGAACCAAUUGCAAACCAGCCGUCCAACCCACUGAGCUAGCCACACACGCUGAGCUAACUGCGUAGAUGCUACUUCACAGUCAUGUGCCCCCAAGAUAGCAAAUGGGUGCAUAAGCAAUGAGUUCAGGAUCAAGCAGUUGAUCGUGGCCAAUACCAGGAUGAGUUGGAUCCAGUAACAUAAAGUUCAAAGAACAAAUAGCUUCAAGUGAUCUGGAUUCUUGCUGUCGACUAAAACAAACAGAGAGGGGGCAAACAUUGUAGUACAUGCUACCUGGCUGAUGUCAUUCCCACUUUUAUUUUGGCUGAGCUGUCAUACAAUCUGAUGCUUCCCUUCCCCCAGGCCGUUUUAAAGGGGUGGUUUUUAUGUGUGUUCUGACAUCACGUAAUAGCUAACAAAGUCAUUCACCAGCUUAAUCUAUUCAGAUUCUUCUUUUAGCUUCUGUUGCUUUGAUUAUUGCAGCUUUAAUUCCUUCUGAGCUUAAUUAUGCCAAGGUUGUUUCAUUUUCUCGUUUCAGUGCCUUUUUGCAAACAAAGCUGCUCGUAAAACACUUGCCAUUUUUGUUAGUGUUUGUGGAACAGGGAUAUUUGAUUCAAACAGUCCUCUCGGAGCUACUGAAAGAAAAUACUGAAUCAUUUCGUCAAAUGAAUGCAGAGGUAGAGGAGGAGGCUGAGCUGCUUUGUGCUUUCCCCACAAGGUGAAGCUGAAAGAAAAUCUUGAAACGGCUUAACAGUUUCUUUAUGCAACAAUUCAAAAACACAACAGUCCUCUCUCUGCUAGUGAGCCUAUGAUUUUAUCUGUGUUGUUUACAGGAUCUGUACAGUGAAACAUCUUUUUAAUGGCAAUCUUUCACAGGAUCUCCCUCCCUCUGAAGCCCAAACAGCUGAAUGAUGUACAUAUUUUUUGCAUAUAUGCUGAUAUGUCGGGUUACUUCCUAGUUGACCUUUCUCACCCUCACUGUAUUAAUGCUGUUUGUGGAUUUUAUCGUUUAUAAGCCAGUUGAAAUUUCAGAAUGAUUUCUUCAACUCAUUUUUUGAGCUUCUCCUGCUGGCCUUAUGUAAAGACAAAGUGGGACUGGUCAUACAAAAGGAAUGUGGGAUCACUACUAGAAAUGCAGGUUAAUGCUGUUAUAUGCCAUUUUGUUUUUUUUAAAAAGGAAAUAAAAGUUGAUUGGUGAAAAGUU